Lingula anatina is the source of this 4399-nucleotide messenger RNA. RefSeq names its product multiple C2 and transmembrane domain-containing protein 1. Gene Ontology annotation, molecular function: calcium ion binding. Gene Ontology annotation, cellular component: synaptic vesicle membrane. Gene Ontology annotation, biological process: regulation of neurotransmitter secretion. NCBI's taxonomy places the organism in Eukaryota, Metazoa, Brachiopoda, Lingulata, Lingulida, Lingulidae. The record is from RefSeq and is a predicted model, not a curated record.
AAGAAUUACACAGAGUUAGUCAUGUGUACCUGGUUAAGUCCAAACGUAGGAUGAGCGUACCUAGAUAACGAAUACUACAACAUGGAGAUAGAAUCUGAGAGAAGUAUCUCAAGGGCUUCUGUUUCUACUAAAAUGUCGACACAGCACCUAAGCGUGGUUGAGGUACUUGUGAAUGGGACCACAUCCAUGGGUUCUCCAGAAAAUGAGCAAGGGGGAAUUAAUGGUUUCGAAGACAGAGCAUCUCCGCUGAAAAAAAGCAAAAGGCAAAGAAUCUGGAGCAGUUUCAAGAAACUGCGCCCUGGAUACAAAGACAAAGACAAAACAAAGCCUAAAAAACUAGGCAAGCAGUUUUCCCAGAGCCAGCCUAACGUCUCGGACCAUGACUUGAAACGACAUUUACACAGUAACAGUAGGACAGAUCUCGGGAAACCAGCUCUUGAAAGUACUGUGCCAGUAAGAACUGCUGAGUCUAUUGAUCCCUCUGAGAUUUAUACUGGGAACAAUUUAAGCCGUGAUAAACCUGCCGGAGGUGCUGAUGCGAUGAUAAAAGGAAGGUUCGCAAGUGACACUGCCUUGAAUAACUUGAAUGCAGACAUCAAUGUAAAGGAAAUGGAGGAGCAAGACAGUGGAAUUACCAUUGUAGAUAGUCAGCAAUGGUAUGCACGAGUUUCCAAAUUUUUGGAUGGCCUUGAGCACCAAAAACAUAUCACGGCACUGAGAUCACAUCCCUUCUACCAACUCAAUGUGAUACUAUAUGAGGGGAGAGACCUUGUGAUACGGGAUAGCAGUGGCACCAGUGACCCCUAUGUAAAGUUCAAGGUUGCAGGCAAGCAGUUAUACAGAAGCCGAACCAAGUACAAGAACUUGAAUCCUCGCUGGGAUGAAAAGUUCUCCAUUCCCAUUGAAGAUGUUUUCAAACCUGUGGUGGUCAAGGUAUUUGACUAUGACCGAGGUCUCUCUGAUGACCAGAUGGGCAGUGGGGAGAUUGACCUCAAGCAACUGGACCUCAAUGUUCCUGUGGAUAUGACAUUGAAGUUAAGUAGUCCUGGACAGGAAGAGUAUAUGGGAUACCUAAAAAUGCAGCUGACACUGGUGCCUAAGACUCAAGAAGAGAAAGAACAGGACUCGAGUUCUGAUUCUGAUACUGACAAUGUGUUAUCUCAUUUCUUCCACAAGGGCCAGCAGCAGCAGAGCUCGUAUGGGGAAACAGCCAAGAAGCUGAAGUCUCAGAUAUGGAACAGUGUGGUCACCAUUGUGCUAAUAGAGGGGAAACAGUUGCUCCCUAUGGAUGACAAUGGCCUCAGUGACCCCUAUGUCAAGUUCAGACUGGGCAAUGAAAAGUGUAGAAGCAAGGUAAAGUCAAAGACACUGGAACCAAGGUGGCUGGAAGAAUUCCAACUGCAUAUGUUUGAUGACUACAGCAAACAACUGGAAAUAACAGUGUGGGACAAAGAUGUCACUGGAGAUGACUUUAUGGGCAGAGCCGUGAUUGAUUUGAAUACCUUGGAAAGUGAGAGAACCCACAAAGUGGUGCAACCUCUGGAGGAUGGUGCAGGCGUGAUCACUCUCCUGAUCACGGUGACUGGCAGUGCAGGCAGGGAGACCAUCUCAGAUCUUAGCAACUACACACCCAUUCCAUACGAGAGAGAUGCAAUUGUACAGAAAUAUGGAUUGAUUAAGUCCUUCAGAAAUAUGCCAGAUAUAGGUUGGCUUCAAGUGAAAGUAAUCAAAGCAGAGGGUUUGGCAUCAGCUGACUUUGGUGGCAAGAGUGAUCCAUAUUGUGUCUUAGAGCUUGUCAAUGAUUACCUGCAGACACAGACAGAAUAUAAAACUCUGAAUCCAGAAUGGAAUAAAGUAUUUACAUUCAAUGUGAAGGACAUCCACUCUGUGCUGGAAGUGACAGUGUAUGAUGAAGACAGGGACAUGAAGAAGGAAUUUCUUGGAAAAGUUGCCAUUCCUCUGUUGAAAAUAUGCAAAGGUGAAAGAAAAAUUUUUGCCUUAAAAGACAGAAAGUUACAAAAAAGAACCAAAGGGACCAUCCACCUGGAGCUUGAUAUUGUUUACAAUCAUUUUAAGGCUGCAAUCCGUACUGUUAACCCAAGAGAAGAAAAAUAUAUGCAACCAGAACCAAAGAUGAAAAUUUCUCUGCUGAAGCGGAAUGUAGCUCGCAUGGCAUCAAUAGUAACAGCAGUGCGUGACACAGCCCAGUUUGUCCAGAGUUGCUUCACUUGGGAGUCCAAAAUGAGAAGUGCACUUGCUUUCCUGAGCUUCCUGGUGAUUGUGUGGAAUUUUGAGCUUUACAUGCUUCCCCUAACUUUGCUACUGAUUCUGUUGUGGAACUACUUCAUGCAUCAGGUGGCAAUAAGCUUGAGUAAGGACACCGAGUACACACAGACUACUACGGCUGUUGUAGAAGAGGAGGAUGAAGAUGAAGAAAAAGAUAAAGAAGAGAAUCGUAGUCUCAGGGAAAAGUUGGAUGUAAUCCAGGGCUACUGUCUAACAGUACAGAACAUACUGGAUCACCUGGCCUCACUUGGAGAGAGGGUUAAAAACACAUUUAACUGGUCUGUGCCAUGGUUGACCACCUUUGCUGUGAUAGUGCUGUUUAUAGCAACCAUCAUUCUUUACUACAUUCCACUGAGGCUGAUUAUUCUGGCCUGGGGUAUUAACAAGUUCACAAAGAAGUUACGGAAACCAAAUGCCAUUCCAAAUAAUGAACUAUUAGAUUUUCUGUCCAGAGUUCCCAAUGACAUAGAAUUGAUGGAGUUUAGAGAAUUUCCCUUGGAGAACUCCGAAAGUCCUCAACACACGAGUGGCAGAAAGAAGAGGGAAUGAAAGGCUCAGAAGGAUACUUUUUCUUCCGAAAAAAUGGUCCUUGGCUUCAUAUUUUUUGGUGUCUUCUGCUUCAUUACACAAAUUUAAUUGACAUUGAGCUAACUUAAUUGUCACAUUGCACUUGUUUGUGCUAAUUUGGUGGAUUUUGAAACUUAUAGAAAUCAUAUGACAAUGGACUUACUCCAUUGGUAUCUAGUGUAUUUUCUAUGCAAUUAAUAAUUCCUUGUGUAUUAUGAUCUUUUGUGAUAUAUUUAUAGAUAUGGUGUUGAAAUUUUAUUAAUUCAUUUUUUUAGAAUAAUCAGUUGAGCACUGGUCAAAGCAGGCUUUGGAGUGUGAUUUUUCUGACCUCUGGGUUAGAGGUGCAUUUGAGUAUAGAAAACCUUGUUGUCUUCAAACAAGGUAAAACUGCAAUGGAACUGAUAUUAUUUAUUUGUUUCAAAUUACAUUUUUUACAUACAACUACAAUUUUUCUUGCGUGCACAAGUCAUUUAUAACUUAUGAGGCAUAUAUCUGAAGGUUUUGGUAAGAGGUUUUUUUUACAGAUUAAUACAGGGUUUGGUACAGAUCUGAAAUAUUAAAAAGAUACAUGAUAUGUGAUAAGGGAUCCUCAAGCAUAAAUUCAACCACAUGCUGUUAAACAAAUUGUUGGCACUAUGCAUGCACAAAGCUAUUUUGUUUUUCCAUCUUUAAAAGGCAUUGAGGGGGGAGAUUGGCAUGGAAUUCUUUAAUUUUUCAUUCUGUUCCCUAGUAUUUUAUGUAAACUUCACAUUACUUUCAUUCAAAAUACUUCAUUCAGAAUGUACACUGAGCAAAAAUAUAAAUGCCCUAUGUGAAUAAUUUAUGUGAUAUGUUAUGGGUCACUCCAAAUGAGCUGAUGUCUUAUAAUUGUACAGUAAUCUGCAGAACAUUGAACAACAAAAUUCACUUAAUAUGAUUAAUGUAUACAUUUCAAGAUGCUGAUAAAAAAUUAAAAAUAUUGGGUGGGGCAUUUAUAUUUUUACUCAAUGUAGUUUAUAGAUAUGUUCUUAUAAUCCCAGUUCUGUCUCCCAAAUGUUAUAAAGCAACAGGGUUUUAACUUAUUUCAAAUCCAAAAAUUACUUUGCAGAAGAUGACUUUUUUUUUCAAUGGCAUAUAGAGAUUGUAUUUAAAUAUUAAGGUAAAUAUUUUUAUUUACGUUUAUUUAUUUACGUUUAUUUAUUUAUAUUUUUGUUUACUGCUUGUGGGUAUUAGAUGGUAUACUCUGUCAGAACUGAUUUGAAAUUAAUGGUCAGUGUUCAUCAUAGAUUAUGUUACAAUUUUUUAAAAAACUUUCAUUGCAAUCAAUCAUGUUAGUAAAAAUGAAGAGAUUGGAAAUAUGUUUAAUAGCAAUUAGGUUGGUGGUAGCAUUCAUUUUACUUGAAAAGGGCAUUUUAAAGGAUUUUCAGAUUUCAUAAUGUAAGUGAUGCUUAUGUGUGUAUUUUUUAUCUUUGAAAAAUCUCACAGUUUGUUGUAUUAUUCAUUAGAGGUAAGAAAAAUAAGGUACUGUGUGCCUUUCAGUUUUCUUUCUCAGUAUUUCAGAUCUGAU